This is a messenger RNA of Solenopsis invicta (red fire ant), 3261 nucleotides long. RefSeq names its product transport and Golgi organization protein 6 homolog (gene Tango6). NCBI's taxonomy places the organism in Eukaryota, Metazoa, Arthropoda, Insecta, Hymenoptera, Formicidae. Gene Ontology annotation, biological process: protein secretion. The record is from RefSeq and is a predicted model, not a curated record. The transcript has 8 exons. Bases 425 to 3205 code for a protein of 926 amino acids.
UUUUUCAGAUAGGAGGAUUUGUAACAAGACUUUCAAUUUGUUACCUACAGAUAACAUAAAAUCACCUCUUUCGAGAAACCUAACCUAAUGUGAUUCAUAUAACAACACGAGAAACGAUGUGGUUAAACUUUGCUAAACUCGCUCUCGAGCUUCGGUUAUAGUAGCAUCGAGUCGACACUAUUCAAUUCUACUCGUCCUCUUUAUGAAUUUAAAUAAAGCUCUAAUCUUUUUCCAAUUCUCUUGUUUAAUUAAGACGAUACUUUCAAUACCGUCAUAUAAUUUCAACUCACAAGUAGAGAAUUCACGACGUUAAAAAAAACAACAAUACAAGGAUUAAAAGAAACUCUCUAAAGUAAAGAUCAAGGUGUGCAAACUCUAUGGGACUGUCGAAAUGUUCAGUUGAUGCAAAUAAGAGGAGUACAAGAUGGAUUAUCAUGAAGUAUUAUCUACAUUAAUAUCCAGUGUAAAUGAUCAUGCUACAAAUUUUGAUGAUAAAGUGUCACAAAUAAUUCAGAAAGUAGAGCUACUUUUGCCAGAAGAUGUAAGGCAAUCAAUCAAAGAUUUCUCUACGAGAAAACAAUAUCUUCACAUAUUAAUGUACAUAUUACGUGGUAUUAAACAAGAAAAUGCAAAAGUAGAUGCUGAUGCACUUUUUAAUACGAGCCAAUAUCAUUCUGUAAAAAUUGCUGUGCAAUUUGUAAUAUUAAUUGGAAUUAAGCCUUCCUUAUUGUCUGGUGUAGGUAUAAAUAUAGAUAAAUUAUAUCCUAUAGCUGCGACAAUUACCCAAGAAAAAGACAUAAGCUGUCUUGAGAAAUAUGAACUAUUAUGUUCUUCAACACACUUGCUCUUAGAACUUUUUGACGAUCUCAAUUUACGACCAGCUGUACUUUCACAAAUCGGUCCUUUAAUGGCUGCUCUAUUACAAUUGUCUCAUGCCCCACUAGCUAAACCAUCGAGUGAAGUUGAAUCUACAAAUUUAAAUGAUCAAGAAUUUCGUAUGACAAUGGAAGAGUAUCAAAAGCUGCAAACUCGUCAAAAGGCAUUUCACACCAAAUUCAUUUCGCUAUUAAGCAAUUGCCCACGCGAUGUAUGUUUUCGGGAAUUAAUGGCAAUUCUUGGAGUGCAAAACGCACCAAGAUGGUUACGUAGAGAAACUCAGAACCAUCUCAUUAAAAUGCUCAUGCAAUCGAAUGGAGUCGCAUCGUUAAUCGCCACGAUUUAUAACGACGGUUUAGACCUGGGCGCGGAUUGGAAAAAAUUAGACACACUUUCUCGACUGAUAGCAGCAACGCAUGGAAAGAACGUCGAUGAAUAUUACAAAGCUGUAUGUUCGCAGAUUUUAGAUCUGUUUUCUUCAGAUAAAUUCAAGCAUGGUCCAAUAAUAGCAAACUGCUGUAUUAAGUCUCUUUAUGAUUACAAUCCACAUGCUUGUCAGAAGUAUAUUAUAGAAGUUGUUUGUGCACCUCUAACAACGAAGGAAUCAGAUGUUGUAAAAUCUGAAAAAGAAAUAGAACGAUGCAUAGAAAUAUUAGCAAAAUGUUUUCUAACGGAAGAUGCCAAGUUUAAGCAUUUACCUUGCAAAGUUAUUUUGCACGUUGCUACACCUCUAUUUUGUCUGUACGAUAAAGUCUACGAAAGUGCUUGCACAUUAAAAACAAAUUUACAACGAUUGUUAUUAAAAAUCUUCGAAGAAGAGACAACGCGAGAGAAACUAUAUUCAGCUUUUUUAGGACAUAAUACGUCAGCAGAAUUUGGUAAUUAUAUAACAUCAGAAUUUGGACCGACGGGUGGUAUCGAAAUUACUGGUUUGAAUAAAGAUUUGAAUUAUGAAAAACUAGCUGAUACCAUUUUCAAUUUAGUGUCCACCGUUAAGGACUUGUCUCCCAGCUUAUUUUGUUACAUGUUAAAGUUCCUGUCAAAUGCAAAUAAAUGGAGCUACGAAACUGAACAGUCGAAAACGCUGGAGACGGAAGACGAUAAAAUAGAACGCAUCACUAUGCAAUUAGCAGCUCAUAAACUUCUGUCACAAUUAGCCAGUACAAAUAUCGUCCAAGAAGCACAAAUGAAAAAUCCCGAACCGCUGCUGUCGUUUAUAAAGUCGUUAUUCGACGAGUACACAAAAAGUCAUUCUAAAACUGAAGAAAAUGAAUACGAGAUGUUGUACAUCAGCUUAAUGUUAAUAAAGAUGAUUUUGGUCGAGAAGAGUGCAGCAAUCAAGAUGGAUCUCUUCAAAGAUUUUAAAACGUUUUUAGAAUAUCAUCAGCAGAAUUCGAAUAUGCCGACACAACUUAAAUCAUUGAUCAGCGAAGUGGUUACCUGUAUCAUGACACAUGAUUCCCGAACCAGAUCUGAGAAAAAAUACUAUCAAGACUUGUCUAGUUCAUCGAAAAAAUUCGAUGAAGCCUUGAAGGAUCUCACGGACCCAUUACUUCCUAUUCAGGCGCAUGGUCUCGUGACACUCACGAAAUUAAUCGAGACUAAAGAUUCUUACACUGUUGAGCGUAAUGCGAUCGUUUUGCGUUUAUUUCAGGAAAACUUGAAGCACGAGGAUUCGUUUAUAUAUCUGGCGUCUAUCAACGGGCUGUGCGCAUUGGCAACUGCAUUCCCAGAGAAAGUCAUAGAAACGUUGAUGCUUGAAUACACUGAUAUGCCCAAACGUGCGGCAGCUUUAGAGAUAACUGUUUUAGAGAUAACUGUUGAAACUAGAAUAAAGCUCGGGGAAAUACUAGUCAAGACAACGAGAGCUUUGGGUGAAAUGAGCGUGGUGCAAAAAAACACGCUGGUUAACGGUUUUUUAUGCGCAAUUCGUGAUGCGGAUCCCUUGGUGCGAGCCUCUGGUCUUUCUUGUUUAGGAGAACUCUGCAAGGUAUUGAACUAUCGACUGGGAAAUAUUCUCACCGAAAUUAUCUAUUGCAUCACAUGUAUAUUAAAAUCGGACAAAAUACCUGAAUGUCGCCGUGCCGCCGUGUUGGUCGCAACACUUCUGUUUCGCGGUCUCGACCGAGACUUGUUGAGCAGUUGUACCAGCGAUAUGAUCGACUUAUACCGCGAGUUACGUAAUUUGCGCAACGACACAGAUUCCGUGCUACAGCUUCAUGUUCAGCUAGCUUUGGAGGAAAUUGAUCGCAUCAUACAUAACUCUCUACUCACUGGAUUUCCUACAUUCAGAAAGUUGGAUCAAUUUGAUUCAAUGUCUAUUCGGUGACAAUAAAAUAUAUAUUCGAUUUUCUCACUAAUGUUUUUAAUAAAAAUGAUCACCAA